Messenger RNA from Nilaparvata lugens (brown planthopper), 1419 nucleotides. RefSeq names its product nucleoporin Nup43-like. The coding region runs from base 162 to 1256 and encodes 364 amino acids. The transcript has 7 exons. Gene Ontology annotation, molecular function: protein binding. The record is from RefSeq and is a predicted model, not a curated record. Gene Ontology annotation, cellular component: nuclear pore outer ring. NCBI's taxonomy places the organism in Eukaryota, Metazoa, Arthropoda, Insecta, Hemiptera, Delphacidae.
AAGGGUGAAAGAAAAAAAAAGCCGCAAUGUGCAUGUGCAAGUGAAAAAUAAGGUUAUGUUUGUAAGCUUGACUUUUUAUCUAGUUGUUUUUAUGAAUUUGAAAUUCUAGAGGUGUACAGUAACUUAAAUUUCUAUACUUUCUUCAAAAACGUUGAGUAAAAAUGGGUGACAAUGUACAUGGAGCAUUUCUUUCACAAAAGAUAAAUAAAGUGAGAUGGAAACCAGAGUUUGGUGUCGAUGCCGAAACAUUCGUUACUGGUAGUUGGGAUAACGAGGAAAAUCAACUGACCUUAUGGUUUUAUCCUCCGUUAUCCGAAAUUCAGGAGGAAGAAUACCUCGAUGCGUAUCCUCAGGUUGUUUAUGAGCAGCAGUUUGAAGGAGAUGUAACAGAGUUGAAGUUUGUGGCGAACAAUAAAUUUCUUGUAUCAUCGUCUUUUGGGAGAGUCCAGCUUUUUGACAUAUUGGAUAGAACACAAGCCGCCAAAGCCAAGUUGAGAGAAGUGAUCACAUGGGAUAAUUGUCAUUACUUUAAAACUGGAGAGCGCAGCUCUUGCACUGGUAUUGCUACUUUCGAAGAAGAUGUCGCUACAAUCGGUGAAGAUGGUAGAAUCAAUUUAUUGUCACUACACAGCGAGAGACUUGUUAGAGUUAUUGAUGAAGCUGAUACAUCAUCGCUUAGAUGCACUUGCUUCUUGAAGCAUAACGAACUUCUAACCGGCAAUCUUCGUGGUCACAUGAAGGUUUGGGAUCUGCGAUCGCAUGAAGACAAGCCUGAAUCGACAUUCAUGCUGUCUGGUGACCAGAUUGGUGCGACAUGCGUGACCCACCACCCAACCCAGCGACAUCUGGUGUUAGCUGGUGGCGAAGAUGGAGCCUUGACAGUGUGGGAUUUGAGACACAACACAUUCCCGGUCACAGUUCUAACGGCGCAUUCCCAAUCAGUGAGUGAACUGCAGUUCCAUCCAGAUCGGCCGGAGCAUCUGUUCACGUGCUCGACCAAUGGCGAGAUCUGGCACUGGAACACGAGCGCGGUCGCCCGCAGUUCGGCUCUGGGGUCGGCCUCUGACAUGUCGGUGCUGGCCGGCAUAGAGGACAAUCCCUGGCUCAACCCAGACGUCGCCAAGAACCGCAUGGAAGUGUUCGCUCUGAUGCCAGCCAUCAGUCAACCAAUCAACAGCUUCGACCUCAACCGAACACGUCUUGUUUGUGGCUGUGACAACGAGGCUGUUUACGUUAUUAAAAAUCUUAUUCUAUGAAAAGCGUUCACUUAGAAACUUUAAGUUGUCUUUUGGUUAAACUGGCAUUUGAAAAUGUUUACUAUCAACCACAUCAGCCUGUAUUUAUUACCUGUAAUAAUUUUGAUCAGUUUUCUUACUGAACCGUAUUUGUUAAAAUAUACUUGAAUCGUUUUGGAUAGUA